Messenger RNA from Punica granatum (pomegranate), 885 nucleotides. Lineage: Eukaryota; Viridiplantae; Streptophyta; Magnoliopsida; Myrtales; Lythraceae. The record is from RefSeq and is a predicted model, not a curated record.
AGAUCUGACCAGUUGCCUAUGCCUUCACACUCCCUCGCUCUCUCUGUUUCUCUCUCUAAGCUUUCCGUCACUCUCUCUCUCUCAUCACUUUCUCUCCGAUUCCCUUGGCUUUUCAGACAAUGCCCAUCAACACUAAGGACCCAGUGCCGCCGCCGGUGAUCGGCAAAAUCGGCCCUUACACGGUCUUCAUGACCCCACCCUCCACCCCCAAGCCCCCAGAAGGGCCACCAGAACCGUCCCUCGAUUCCCCGAGUAGCCCUGUCCAGCCCCCAGUCCAGGCUCCCCCGCCGCCGGUCCAGCCGCCGCCCCAGCAGUUCCAGAAGCCGGUCCCUGCUCACCCCCUCCACGACGGCUCCCUCUCGGGGUACUUCAAGAGCGCCGUCACGAAAGUGCAGAAUGCUCAUUCAAGCUUGGAUGACCAUUUGGCGCGUUGGUUUGGGCUUAACCAGUCAAAGUACCAGUGGGCAUUAGAUGAUUAUUACAACAACAAGGUGUUGGAAAAGGAAGGUGGCAAACCUAAAGAAGUAUCUGCUGCCAAGCUUCAGAAUGUAUGACAUGCUCCUGCAGAAUCUAUAUCAAGCGCAGGUUCAACUCUUUGGGGUUCUGUUAUGGCCGAUUGGAAAUGACAUUUUAUCCCGGAAAUGACUCAAGCUCCAGAUACAACUAUAAGCCGCUCUCUCUUCCAGAUAUUUCUGUCAAUAUAUGCAGAUCUCUUUCCCUUCUCCUAAUUUUGGUUAAUAUGGUCAAUUCUUGUAAUUCUGUUGCUCUGAAUGAAUUAUCAUGAGCAGAAUGAAGCUCGCUGAUGAGAGAAUCUGUUGGUCUUGUAAAAGAUUCCGCCCCUUCUAAUUAAUGUUAGUAUUGCAAUUCCUUUGUACACCUUGGCAA